AUGAGAUUUCUGCAAAGAAGAAAAUUGCAAGAUAUAGAAGGAAAAGUUAGUGUAAUAAAACUUUUCAAAUGUUCUGAUUGGACUGACAUGAUUUUAAUACUAGUUGGACUCAUAAGUUCAUUAGGAAAUGGAGUAAUGCAACUACUCAUGAUGCUUUUGAUGGGAGACAUGGUUAAUAGUUAUAUUUAUACACCAGGUGAUAAUACAAUAAUAGAUGAAGAAGUUAAUCACAUGAUUGUUGAAGGAGUAAAAGAGUCAGUGAAUAAAGUAGUUGUGAAGAUGGUAUAUUUUGGAGUGAUAAGUAUGGUGUUGAGUUUUCUGAGAACAUUUUCAUUGUUUGUAGUUUCACAAAGAGAAGGAAUUAGAGUGAGAAGAUUAUAUUUCAAGUCAUUAUUAAGACAAGACGCAACAUGGUAUGAUUUUCAAGAAUCAGGAGAAUUGACAGCAAGAAUAGCAACAGAUAUUAAAAAUUAUCAAGAUGGAAUUGGUCCAAAAUUUGGAAUGAUUUUUCAAAUAAUCUCAAUGGUUAUUACAGGGUAUGUUAUUGGAUUUACAAAAUGUUGGGAUCUUGCAUUAGUUGUGUUGGCAACUGUUCCAUUUUCAUCCUUUUCUUUCACAAUAUUCCAAAUAAUUGGAAUGCAAUAUGAAACAAAAGCAUUAAAUGUGUUUGGAGCAGCUGGUGCUAUUGCAGAAGAGACAAUAGGAAAUAUUAGAACAGUUCAAUCAUUAAAUCAAAAAAAUGAAUUUAUUGAAGAAUAUGAAGAAAAAAUAAAACAAAAUGAACACUUUAAUGGAAUUAAAGGACAAUGUCUUGGAUUAGGAUUUUCAGUUAUUACAUUUUUCAUGAUUGCAUCUUAUGCACUUGGAAGUUAG
Messenger RNA from Entamoeba histolytica HM-1:IMSS, 873 nucleotides. RefSeq names its product P-glycoprotein 5, putative. The transcript has a single exon. The record is from RefSeq and is a predicted model, not a curated record. Gene Ontology annotation, biological process: transmembrane transport. The coding region runs from base 1 to 873 and encodes 290 amino acids. Gene Ontology annotation, cellular component: membrane. Lineage: Eukaryota; Evosea; Mastigamoebida; Endamoebidae. Gene Ontology annotation, molecular function: ABC-type transporter activity; ATP binding.